GACAUAUUUUUGCAAUUAAGAUUGCUGCCUUUUUGUGUUAAUUGGGUGAAAUUUGAUUACUAAGUCCGUGAAAUAAAGUGUAUUCAAUCUGAUAUUGAAAUACUAAAAUAAUGACAUUUAACUUUAGAGAAAUGAGUUGGUCAGAUGUUCGUGAUCAAUUUCGGAAAUAUCGUGAAGAUAAUGAGCGUCGUAGUGAUGAAGUUAUUCAACUGUGGGAAGCAGUAUUAGAAAAUCGAGUCCAAAAGACUGGCAACGAAAGGCACCUUAUAUUGGAACAAGUGAUACUUGCCGCUUUGGACACGUCACGAUUUGAUAUUGCAGGAAAAUGCAUAGAGCAACUGAGCACGGAAUUUCCUGAUAGCAUGCGGGUAAUGAAAUUCGAAGCUAUGCGCCUGGAAGCUAUGCAGAUGUAUGAUGAAGCUAAUGAUUUGCUCGAUGAAAUCAUUGCAAAGGAUGAAACAAAUGCUGCACCUCGGAAACGAAAAAUAGCUAUAUUGAAAGCAAAGGGAAAACGUACAGAGGCUAUUAAAGAAUUAAGUGAAUAUUUAAAAACGUUCAUGUCUGAUCAAGAAGCGUGGCAUGAGCUAUAUGCAUUAUAUUUGGCGGAGGGUGAUUAUUCAAAAGCAGUGUUCUGUUUGGAAGAAGUUUUACUGCAUAACCCACAUAGCCAUCUUAUACAACAACGUAUUGCAGAGAUCCGAUAUACAAUGGGUGGAAUAGAGAAUGUGGAAAUCGCUCGCACCUAUUAUUCGCAAGCUCUCAAACUGAAUCCAAAUAAUUUGCGUGCACUAUACGGCCUAUAUCUGUGCUGCAGCUACGUUGCCAAUUCUCGCGCCUUGGUUUCGAAGCGCAAGGAAGCACAGAAAAUGGCGCAAUGGGCAUUGGAGAAUGCAACAAUGCGAACGACAAAAUCAUCGAAAAUUUCUAGCAACGAUAAAUUAAUUUCGGUUCUAGAAAGUACAAUGGCUAGCUUAGAUAUUAAGUCUAAUUGACAUUGUCCUGAAACAUUCGUAAUUUUGCUCUAGUAGAUGAUAAUAUUAAAUACCCGUUUAACUAA
Anastrepha obliqua is the source of this 1057-nucleotide messenger RNA. RefSeq names its product ER membrane protein complex subunit 2-like. The record is from RefSeq and is a predicted model, not a curated record. Bases 111 to 992 code for a protein of 293 amino acids. The transcript has 5 exons. Gene Ontology annotation, cellular component: EMC complex. NCBI's taxonomy places the organism in Eukaryota, Metazoa, Arthropoda, Insecta, Diptera, Tephritidae. Gene Ontology annotation, molecular function: protein binding. Gene Ontology annotation, biological process: protein folding in endoplasmic reticulum.